This is a messenger RNA of Eufriesea mexicana, 496 nucleotides long. RefSeq names its product gem-associated protein 6. The record is from RefSeq and is a predicted model, not a curated record. Gene Ontology annotation, cellular component: SMN complex; nucleus. NCBI's taxonomy places the organism in Eukaryota, Metazoa, Arthropoda, Insecta, Hymenoptera, Apidae. The coding region runs from base 14 to 496 and encodes 160 amino acids. Gene Ontology annotation, biological process: spliceosomal complex assembly; spliceosomal snRNP assembly. The transcript has 2 exons.
UUUUAUCUGUAUCAUGCAAAAGAAUUCGAAUUUUUCCCAUAAAAUAUACAAAAAUGAUCCUUUAUUAUUUAAAAGUUAUAUUGGUAUGGAAGUGAACAUUUUAACUGAAGAUGGUACCACGAUUUCUGGUAUUGUUUAUACAGUUGAUCCAGUAUCAGAAAGUGUUGUAUUGUUGCAAGGUUGCCAACAAAAUAAUUUAAAAAUCAUAUUUGGUCAUGCGAUAAAAAAUAUAGAGGUCUGUUCGACUAAAUUAUACGAAUUACCAGAAUUGUUUACAAAUGCACCAACAAAUAUCCUUCAAACAACGUUAGAAGAGCGAAAAAAUGCUGUGAUAAACUUGCUUCAAAAAAACAGAUUCCCUGUAAGAGAGCAAAACCAUAUCUUGACAAUUGAAAAUGUACUUUCAAUAAAACCACCCUAUGAACCUGCUGACUGCAUUUGCAUUAAUAAUAGUAUUAUUUUAGGAAGAAUUCAAGAUCUUCUCACUAGUGUAUAA